This is a messenger RNA of Symbiodinium sp. CCMP2456, 1824 nucleotides long. The record is from the annotation of a GenBank genome assembly. NCBI's taxonomy places the organism in Eukaryota, Dinophyceae, Suessiales, Symbiodiniaceae.
AUGCGACAUCCUUUCUGCGUGACCUUUUUGAGUCUUGCCUCUGCUGGAUUUCUGGAGUGUGACUGGGAUGCAGACUGGAGCAGCUUCCGGGAGAAGCUGGGUCAGAACGCAGAUGCUGGCUACCCCGAAGAUGCCAUGCUGGCGGAACAAGCCCGAUCACUGUUAGAGCUCCACUGGGAGGCCUUGCAGCCCAAUGCGGAGGCACUCUAUGGCAUGUCCUAUGCGAUGCAAAGCUUUUUUGCCAGCUGCAACACUCGCCCUGGGGUGGUCGAAGAGUUGCGGGAGCCCUUCUGCCUCUACGGGGUGGUGUCGGCCCUGUGGGUGUCGGCGCGGCAUGGCCAUCCUGAGAAAAAGCAGUUGCUCCGCCACGCCCAAUUCCUCCUGGGAAACCUCUUUCGCAGCACUUUGGACUUCAUGGAGGGCUCGGGCUGGGCCUUAACUUCACUGGACAUCUUGGCCAACUUGGAGCAGAAGCAGUUCUCCCUGCCGCAGCACUUGCGCCGCCAGUAUCCGGUUCCGAGGCAGGUUCCUGGAGAUCCUCCCGGAGAACCUGUCCUCACGGUCUGGGAGAUGGGGGUUCACGCCACGCUGUCUGCGGAGCCGCUGCAGAUGUGGGCGCGAGUUUUAAGAGAUGUUCGCCUCCGGCACCGCAACCUGAUACGAGACCAGUAUCCCAAGUGGCUCCCAAAUCGCUGUGCCACGCUCUAUCAGCAUCCGCGUCUGGUGUGUGACGAGGUGCAGGAUGACCUCACGGAUUUCUUUAGAAAACGAGUUCCACACAGUGCCACUUCCAAGGAUCCCAUCGAAAACAUGGAGUCGUUCGAGUUGGACUUUCGUCGCAUUGCUUCUGGUCGCCUGCGGAAUGUGGGCCUCUUUCUCUGCACCGUGGCGUAUCUCUGCCUGCUUUUGGAGUCUUUGGACGUCCCAACAGUCGGGUACUUCGGGCAUCCUCUGCUCUUCAUGGUGCCCGAGGACGCGGCGACGCGCGAGGCCUUCUGGAGCCGCUUCUCCGCCAUGGCCAGGGCCCGGUCCGUGGAGUUCGCGGUGAGUGAUCCCUUCCUGCAGAUGCAGUACGAGUAUCAGAUCGGUGCGCCGCGCCUGCCUGCCAUCCGCACCCAUGCCCUCUACACUGGUGCGACGCACUUUCCGAGCCGUCCGGAUGAGGUGUUGGUUUUAGAUCGGCCCCACGAGUCCGUGCUCAUGUGCCUCCUUCGGCACAGCAUGGCCGAGUUGACGGGAGCAACGCCAGCAUCGAGCCCUGACGACUGGCCAACGGCAGAGGGACGCCUGCGAGCAGCCAUCAGCCAUGACUUUCCGUUCCGCUUUGUGACAAGAGCCCUGACCGAUAAGCAAUUCAGCACGUUUGCACAGUUUCGGGCAGUGGUGCUGUGGCCAUAUGAUAUGGACUUGAUCACAUUCUACGAGUUCUACAGCAUGAACAUGCCGAUCUUCAUGCCCUCCUCUCUGCAAAAGUAUGUCUUCCAGCAAGACCAUGGCGCCUACGACUAUCGCUGGGAUCGCAGGAAGCUCAAGCCUGGGCAGAUGCAGUUGUGGCCAGACACUGGCGUGACGCCUUUUCAGGAGAGAUCGCUGGAAGCAGUGCAUCAAAUUCUGCCCUUUACCGACUACUUCCGCUUCCCUCAUGUGCUGUACUUCGAGUCCAUACCAGACCUGUUGAAAAGGCUGCCAGAGACAGACUUUUUUGGCGUCACGCAAGCCAUGGCAGCAUUCAAUCAGGAUGCACUGAUGCAGACGUCCGCUACUUGGCGGACAUUGCUGGGGCGCCUCAACGUUCCCGCAUCGCUGCAAAGAGAAGCCUUGUGA